GAAAUUUGUGUACAAAAAGUGGAAGCAAGAAUCGAAUUUAUUAUUGAAUUGACAGUUCUCAUUGAUACAGAAAAAGAAACAAGCCUUUCACUUCGCCACCGCGACAACAUUUGAACUAAAAGACUAUUGAAAAUCGAAAGUCUCUUUCUCUUUCCAACAAUUCACUAUUUUUACCAUUAUAAUCCACAAUAUCUUCAAAAUAAAUAUCAAUGCUCAGCAGUAAUCAAUAACCUAUACCCAAUUAGACAUCGAAAGUGACUAUCGAGUGAAUAAUGACAAACGACAAAGAUUGUAUAAUCGGCGACUAUCUAUUUGGAUACAAUUCCGUCCAAAUGAUUACAAUUAAACGAUUGCGUUCCACGUCAGUAAAUAUUUGAAAAAAAAAAAAAAAAAACAGCACGCCUGUUUCUCUGUAAUAAAUGUCCAAGUAUGCUUCUCGCAUGGCUUGACAUCAAAUCAAUGGGUUUGUAAUGACAAUCCGAGUGAAAUUUUCAUAACUUAACUUUCCGGCGUUAUGCAAAAAAGCCUAUUCCAAUGUUCCGUUCCAAUGUAGUUGCUUCAAGCUUCAGUCAGUGAUUGUCAGUCUAUCCAAGACAUUCUGUAACCAAACCAACUCUCAACUUUCCGCUGAAAUCAUGUGCUAACAAAAUAAAAGUGUUCAAAAUGAAUCUAGUUAACAUUUUUGGUGUCUUAAUUCUGUUUCUUUCAAAAGUGCUCGCGGAAGAUCAAAAUGUGACGGCAACUAAAGAGACUCUGUACACUUUAGAGUUUCCUGGUAGCCUAGAAAAUGAAACCGAGUUGAUAGAAAUUGAUUUCGCGGACAAUAUAAGGGACAAAAGGGCCCUGGGGAUCAUUUUGCAAGGUUUGGUUCAAGCUUUAGGCUACAACACAACGCCAAUUCAGAUUGCUUCGUUGCCAAAUUCUGGAUCAAUGCAACUCGGACCAAUAACGCUGGACCUACGGAAUGCUCGAGUGGUCAAUUCAAGCCCCAAUCCUGCUCCAACGAUGGCCACAGCUGCAAACUCUCCAAGACAAAGAGAAACUUUGCGAUUUACUGGAGUAGUGAAUUUUGGAAAUGGAACAAACAUCGCAGAUCACUUAAGAAGGUACGAAGGGAUCUUCCACGGAAAUGGGACACCUCCUGCAGCUCCUGUAGCUCCUACUGCAGCUCCUACUGCUGCUCCAGUACCUCCAAGUCCCCUACCAUUAUUGCAACCAGUGUUUUUUCCAAUUCCAAUUCCUCUAGCCGAAAAUCUGCGAUACCCAAAGCCGCUGCUUUCGGUUGUUUCAACCGCACCUUCUGCAACCGAUCCACCAAAUCCCGUUCUAGACCCACGAGUCCCUUCAAAGCCGCAACCUAAACCCACACCUGCACCAGAAAGUAUUGAAGAGCGGCCCAGUUCUGCAGAAAGUGGAGAAAAAGACUUGAGUGGAAAUGGGUAUCAGAAAAAUGAGUCUCAAGAGCUUGAAGACGAAAGGGAGGCAAGUAAGGAGACUGAAGGGAAUCAGGUGGAUGAAAACGAAUCUAGUGAGGAGAUGAUGGCCAAGCUGAAGGAGUCGUUAAGCAGCCCGGAAGAGUAUGCUCCGAAGUUUCCCAAAUUUUCGAAAGGAUUUGGACUGAAUUUGCCGAUAGAAAUCAAACCUUUCCGCGGACAAUUGAUGAAUAGUUACGGUCACAGUUUGGAACACGAUGGAAAAAUUGAUCCUAGUGUUGCGGACUUUUUUGCCAAGUACAAAAAUCCGAGGACUGGAGUCUUCGAGCCGCUGAAGAUCGAUGUUCCUGAAGACUCGGUGGAAAAGCUUCCGGAGAAGUAUUUGAACAAGCAGAAUAAGUAUGAGGAGUAUGAUCUUAAGGAUGAGAAGGAUGAUGAGAUUCAGAAUGUUUCUAAUGAAGAUUUGAGGGAGGAGAAUUAUGAAGAUGAUAAUGAAGAAGAAGAAGAAGAGGGUGAGGAAGAAGAUGAGGAAGAAGAGGAAGGAAAUGUUGCGGCUGAAAUGUUAAAGGAAAUGCAGAAUCAAAAAUCUGUAAGGCAACCUCAGCAGAAUUUGCAAAAUGUUCCACAGUAUAAUCAAAAUUCUGCAAUUUCGCCAGGAAAUGAUGCAAGGGUUCAAAAUGUUCCUUUUGGAGGGCAACCUUACAAUAAUUUUGGAAACUUGAAUCCUUAUUACAAGCCUGUGCAAUAUUUUUACUCGCCAGAUUCGCUUGAAAGAACUGCACAGCGCGUUGCUUCAUAUCAGAAUGAUCCGAAUUUCGUAAAUAUGAAUCAAGGAUUUCCACCAAGCGGAGAGGCUUUCAUCAGAGCUAAUCCGGAAUAUCUGGGCCCGAGGAUUGCUAAGAGGAUAGCGGCGAGGGACCAGAAUAUCUCGACCAAUAAAGGAGGAAAUAUUGUGAGCACAAUUGGUGAUAAAAGAGAUCAAAGGGAAGAGCCAGUUGUUAGAACUUUGUCGCAAACUUCUAGAAAGUUAGAAGAAAAAAUUACUGUUUCAAGGUCCAGUUCGCCGAAAAGAAGAGAUAGUUUGGCUUCAACUUCAACGUCGAAUCCUCGAAAUGAACCUACUUCAACUUCAACUCCUGUGAGUCCCAGGAGAGCGCCAGCUUCAACUUCAGUUCCGGUUUCUUCAAGGGAAGAAACAAAACGAAGAACAGAUCGGAGACGAAGCGGCGCUUCUGGGUCUAGAAAUAGAAAUCCCGAGAUUGUGAAUGAGAAUAGAGGUCAAUUCUCGACUCCUAUUAAUGUGAAGAGAAAUGUUGACUCAACUCGGUCAGUUCGCGGUCGAUCGAGAAACUGAAGAUUGUUUUGUAAUCUUUUGUUGUAAUAAAAAAAUUUGUGGAGAUAUUAGACAAAAAGGAGGAAAAGCUACGGCAGAGUAAUUUAGAAAGCAGGAUGACUGAAAUAUUAGAUAAUUUGAAAAGUCGAUUGUUAACUGAGUAAUUAAUUCAAUAAAUUAUGUUUAAUGGAA
Cotesia glomerata is the source of this 2958-nucleotide messenger RNA. RefSeq names its product nucleoporin NUP159-like. The record is from RefSeq and is a predicted model, not a curated record. The transcript is spliced from 2 exons. Lineage: Eukaryota; Metazoa; Arthropoda; Insecta; Hymenoptera; Braconidae. Bases 664 to 2787 code for a protein of 707 amino acids.